ACUCAGGUGAAUCGGUUUGUUUGUAGUGGAACAUAACUAGUGGCGGUCGUUGGCCAAUGGUACAAUCUAACCGGUCUCUCGUUGUUGUCUUUCACUGUAACCUUCUUAUGGAACUAAAAACACCUUUGCAUGCAAAUUAGUCUGAGAAACAUUACAUGUUAACAAAGACUAAAGUCUCACAUAUCAAAAGUUAGUUAUGUUUAAAAAACUUAUUUUAAUUGGCCUGUGUUGGAUCUGCCUAAUAACAGCCAAAGAUCCUGCAAUAGAAGAAGAAGAACUCCAAGCACAAAAUCUUUUAAGAGCAAUAAACAAAAGAACUGAAGAAAAUGAAAACAAAGUAGCUUUAGCGAAUUGGGCAUACGCCACAAAUUUAACAGAUGAAAACUUGAAACAUCAAUUAGAAGUGGCUGCUGAAGCAGCAAAAGAUGAAAAGACGAUUUGGCAACAAGUCAAUCUUUACAGCUGGCGAGGACUUUCGAACUAUGGCAUGAAAAGGCAAUUUUCUAAAUAUGCAGUUUUGGGCGAAGCUGCACUUCCUGAAGACAGAUUUAAACAGUUUCACAAAACGAUCAGCGAUAUGGAAGCAGUCUAUUCGACAGCCAAAAUAUGCGACUUUAAGGAUUCUGAAAAAUGUGAUUUAGCUUUGGAGCCAGACCUUACUCAUAUACUGGAAACCUCACGCAAUCCCGAUGAAUUGAAACACGUUUGGCUCGAAUGGAGAAACGCUAUAGGUCCGAAAUGUAGAGAUCUUUACAAUGAUUACGUAAAUUUAAGUAACGAAGCAGCCCGUCUCAAUAACUUUUCCGACACUUCUGAAUAUUGGUUAUAUGAUUACGAGGAUCCAAAUUUUAAAGAUGACAUACAAAACUUAUGGGAGCAACUCAAACCUAUUUAUUUACAAAUACACGCUUAUGUGAGAUUCAAACUGAGGCAAAAAUAUGGAGACAUUGUUUCCGAGAAGGGGCCCAUUCCUGCUCAUCUCUUAGGUAAUAUGUGGGGACAAACUUGGUCCAAUAUUGCAGACUUAGCUUUACCAUUCUCUGAUAUAGAAGAUGAAGAUUUAACACUGGAAUUGUUGAAACAAAAUUAUACGGCUGUCCGUAUAUUUAAAACAUCCGAAGAGUUUUUCAAAUCUAUUAACUUGACAGAAAUGCCAGAAUCCUUUUGGGAAAAAUCUAUUUUAAGCAAACCCACCGACAGAGAGAUUGUAUGUCACGCUUCAGCUUGGGACUUCUUUGACAAAAAAGAUUUUAGAAUUAAACAAUGUACUGAAGUUACCAAGGAACAAUUUAUAACAGCUCAUCAUGAAAUGGGACACAUAGAAUAUUUUCUCCAGUACAAGGACCAACCUGUUAAAUUCCGAGAAGGCGCUAAUGAUGGUUUCCACGAAGCAGUAGGAGAUUUAAUUUCUUUGUCAGUUCGAUCAACAAAACAUUUAAGAAAAAUUGGACUGCUAAAAUCUGAAAAGGACAAUCCCCAAUCUGUCUUGAAUAAUUUAUUUAAGGUGGGUUUGGAUAAAAUAACUUUCUUACCAUUCGGAUACCUUAUGGACCUAUGGAGAUGGGAUAUCUUUUCCGGAAAAACUAAACCUGAAGAUUAUAAUUGCAAGUGGUGGGAACUCCGAGAAAAAUAUCAAGGUGUUGAACCUCCUGUUGAUAGAUCUGAGGACGAUUUUGACCCAGCUGCCAAGUAUCACAUAGUUUCCAAUGUUCCAUACCUCAGGUACUUCAUAAGUUUCGUGAUACAGUUCCAAUUCCAUCGUGCUGUUUGCGAAAAGGCUGGUCAGUAUGAACCUAAUAAUCCAAAUAAAAAUCUACACGAAUGUGAUAUUUAUCAGAACACAGAUGCAGGAAAUGCUCUCAAACAAAUGCUCUCUAUGGGAUCAUCGAGGCCAUGGCCAGAUGCUAUGGAAGUAUUAACAGGACAACGAAAGAUGGAUGCCAGUGACCUUCUGGAAUAUUUUAAACCCUUGCAAAAAUGGUUGGAAAAGGAAAAUGAAAAGAACGAAGUUUUUAUUGGAUGGGAAACAUCGAAGCGUGUUUGCGUGAAAUCUAGAAAGGAUAAGGGAAGACAGGCGAACGCUGAUGAUGUAGGCGUCGUGGAUAUUAAUAAUUAGAACACAUGCAAAAAACAGUACUUUAUUUUUAUUAUACCAUUUGGUGAUGUAAUUUUAACUUAAAUAUAAACUAAAUUAUUGUUCACA
Messenger RNA from Anoplophora glabripennis (Asian longhorned beetle), 2203 nucleotides. RefSeq names its product angiotensin-converting enzyme-like. The record is from RefSeq and is a predicted model, not a curated record. Gene Ontology annotation, molecular function: peptidyl-dipeptidase activity; metallopeptidase activity. Lineage: Eukaryota; Metazoa; Arthropoda; Insecta; Coleoptera; Cerambycidae. The transcript has 12 exons. Bases 197 to 2116 code for a protein of 639 amino acids. Gene Ontology annotation, biological process: proteolysis. Gene Ontology annotation, cellular component: plasma membrane.